Messenger RNA from Fonsecaea erecta, 1275 nucleotides. RefSeq lists its product as hypothetical. Gene Ontology annotation, molecular function: protein binding. The transcript is spliced from 2 exons. NCBI's taxonomy places the organism in Eukaryota, Fungi, Ascomycota, Eurotiomycetes, Chaetothyriales, Herpotrichiellaceae. The coding region runs from base 1 to 1275 and encodes 424 amino acids. The record is from RefSeq and is a predicted model, not a curated record.
AUGGUCUCCGUUCCCACCGCCAUGGACAUCACCUACUGCGAAGGGGCACGUCUGCUGCAAGACUCGCAAGCCGACAUCGAUACCAUCCUGGUCCAACGCCCCAAUGGCAACCUGACCUGCAGACACUGCUACCUCGUCAUCGCCGACGCUGGCAACUUGCCGACCAUCUCCUCGGACAAGGACUGGCCGCUGGUCGUGAGCUGUCACGUCCAGGCGUGUGCCUCGCUGCACGACCGUCGAGCCGCCUACUCGUGUUAUGCGUGCCUCGAGAGAGGGAAGACAUCCAUCGAGACCUCGGUGGCCGCCUUGAAGAACCAUCUCCAAUCUUGUGAUCUGAUCAAGGAUGUCCAACCCCCGACGCCGUACCCGCCGCGCGAGCCCGUCAGGGAAGAGCAAGUUCGAGCUCCCUCUGUUCCCGAACGGCCGAAACGGAGAUCACGCCCAGCACCGGCCAUGGAAGCGACGCCGGAGAGACCGACGGCUCGCGACCCGGAAAUGGUCCAAAGUCCUUCCAGCCGACGACCGGUACCCUCGAAUUCGAUCUGGCCUGGUCCAGCAGCCUCGCCGGCGGUCCCCAAUAGCCCCGCCACACCCGUCAAGCAGACCCCGUCACACGGAGCUAUGCCAGCAGAAUCCGAGCGAGCCUCGCAACCACGGCCGAAGAGAGAAGUGCCCACACAAGCAGAGAGGACCUAUACUCCUGUGGAUGUGUCCCGACCAGAGCAACCUAGUGGAGGACCCCGCGCCUACGCGGAUCCGUCAGAUGUUUUCGCCACGACCCUCGCAAUCCCUUCUACCAAGACUUUCCGCCCGCACCGCCACCGAGGGGCGUUCUCGAACGACAAUUAUGCCUCACCGGUCAGGAGAAAGGACAUCAACCCGGAGCCCAGCUCACAGGCGCCGUUCCCAGAGCCCGCUCGAGAAGACCGGUCGUUCCCGACACGACCGUCGCGAGCCCCUCCUGCGCCGCCCGUGCUGUCGGCGCCCGCGCCCCCGAGUUCAACUUCGCGCGCCGACUCCGCCAAGAUCCAACAACUGGCGAGCCUGGGCAUCGGCCGAGCCAGAGCCGAGUACCUACUCCAUCAGACGGGCGGCGACGUCAACGAAGCCGCGGAACUGGGGUUCUCAGAGCAGCAGCAGCAGCAGCAGCACGGGAGCGUGGGCAGUGGUGGUAGUAGUAGUGAAUGGCUGCCGACACCGUCGUCGCAGGCGGCGCAGUCUGAGGCACUUCCGUUGUCUCCAGGCCUCGAGAGACGGAAUCGGCGGUCAAAGUGA